Branchiostoma belcheri (Belcher's lancelet) is the source of this 2432-nucleotide messenger RNA. RefSeq names its product glutamate receptor ionotropic, delta-1-like. Gene Ontology annotation, cellular component: plasma membrane; postsynaptic membrane. Gene Ontology annotation, biological process: modulation of chemical synaptic transmission; synaptic transmission, glutamatergic; monoatomic ion transport. Bases 375 to 1832 code for a protein of 485 amino acids. Lineage: Eukaryota; Metazoa; Chordata; Leptocardii; Amphioxiformes; Branchiostomatidae. The transcript has 10 exons. The record is from RefSeq and is a predicted model, not a curated record. Gene Ontology annotation, molecular function: transmitter-gated monoatomic ion channel activity involved in regulation of postsynaptic membrane potential; glutamate-gated receptor activity.
ACUCAAGUUCCCACCUUCACUUAGUCACACCUGCACACAUUCGUCAACGCCAGAAACCUUCCGUAACGCCGGCGUCACAGUAUUGUACAAACGACCUUCGUACGAAUUCGCUGAUCACCAAGAGGUCGCAAGGCGUGCCUUUUCCCUGAACAUCUACCCGGUGAAAUUGGACGUGGCUUGCGGUCACCUACGAUCACCUACACUCGCGUUUUGAUAGAAAAGACGGUCUUACUGCUGUCGAACUUAAUGUCCUUUUGAUGAGAUCUCAGACUGGUCGGGUGAGCUACUAUUAUCUUCCUGCUAUGUAACGCCGACUCUUUCCCAGACUGCAACAGUUGUUCUGAGUGGUGAGUAGAAACAUCGCUGCCGAGGAUAUGUGGUGGUUUUCCGUACUACUUCUGUCGGCGUGUUGGGCCUUCUCGGCGGGCCAGACUCCAACUGCGACCGCACAACCUUCCGUACAAGGAGAGUUCUUUCGAGUAGUGACAUUUGAGGAACAUCCCUUCGCCAUAAAAAGCACGACUAACAACGUGACGACCUGGCAGGGGUUCUGUAUGGACAUGCUGGACUCACUCGCCAACAAGCUGCAGUUCACCUACAACCUGACAGAGGCGUCAGACGGGCACGAGGGGACACUGCACGAUACCGGCUGGACGGGGACGGUGGGAGACAUCGUGGAAGGGAGAGCGGACAUGAUCGUCGCCGCCCUGACCAUUACGUCACACCGGGAGGACGCCAUCGACUUCACCAAGCCAUAUAUGGAGUACGGCGUCGGUAUGCUAAUGAAGGUGCCUGACGUACACGCGACAUACAACCUAUGGGCGUUCCUCGAACCGUUCAAAUUAGAGGUCUGGAUGGCCAUAUUUGGCUCCUUAGUGGGCGUGGCUGGCCUGAUGUUCCUGCUCUCUGCAAUGCGGAGUAGACUCACCAGGGGCGCUCUUGAGGAUGAGGACGUGAAUCUGGGAACAACCGUGUGGGUGACAGUAGGCUGGAUAACUGGCGACAUCGCAGUUCCUGGCGGCAUCUCCAUCCGGGUCCUUGCGCUAGCCUGGGGCAUCUUCACCCUGGUCGUGGUGAACACGUACACCGCCAACCUGGCCGCCGCUCUCACCGUCAAGUCCCUGCAGACGUCCAUCAACUCUCCGGACGAUCUGGUGACGCAGACGGCGAUCACGUACGGGAUAGAGGAGGACACGGCCUUGUACAGUUUCCUGCAGGACCAGGACGGUCUUGGAACGACAUACGACAAGAUCUGGACGCAGAUACAGACGCACUCGGACGGGCUGAAGACGAGUCUGGACGAGGCUGUGACCAGGGUUCGCCAGGGUGACUACAUCUUCAUACACGACGGACCGUGGGUGGAGUACGAGGUGAUUCAUGACGAAGCAAACAGCUGCGAGCUGAUGAUGGUUGGAAACACCUUCCUGCACAGGAGUUACGCCAUCGGCUUACCACACGGCAGUCCGUACACGGAGCAACUCACCAUUAGCGUUCUAGAGAUGAAGGAAAAUGGCGAGAUUGAGGAACUGACGAAGAAAUGGUGGCCUGCGUCCGGGUGUGACCUUCACGGCGGGUCAACCUCCAUCAGCAGCGGGGAGGGUCACGUGAUCGCCGAGUUCUACGGGAUCCUGAGCAUCCUGGGAGCGGGGGCGGGCCUCGCUCUGAUCGUGGCUGCCUGUGAGAUCGCCUGGUUCAACAUGAGUAUGCGGAAGAAGAAAGUGACUCCCACCAACAAUGAGACCCAGGAGGAGAUGAUCAGAAGGGUUGUGAGGCAGUGUCUCAGGGAAAACAAGAUGGAGGAGUACAACUUGGAGGACAAGAUAGAUACAUGAGAAGUUAGAGUCAUCAAAGAAAGUUCAUCUGAGUUGGUAAAAUACAUCUGAUUCAUGAGAAACUGCUCGUAAUCAAUUCUUCAAUCUUGCCAUUUUCCUUCAUCUCACGAAGGCUGGUCAGAAACGUUCUCUCUCGCAUAUGAAGCGAUAGUUACUUUCACGUAUAUUUGUAAGGUUAGCUACAUCCAAGCCCCGAUCAACGUACAAGGUACACGGUCUCUGGCUCAACGUUGCCGCGUAACGAAGCGAAAGUGUUAUCUUUGCGAUUUUACAAUUUACAAAAAGUAGUCAAGACCUGACUUCAUGUUUAUCAAGAUCUCCACAUAUCAGAGAGUGCAACUAUGCUGCUAUCAGGAGAGAAAAUAUUUUAACGUGUAUACUUUAACACGGGAUUAGAGGUGGAAAGAAAUAUCAAUAUGUGAUUUGCUGUAUUUGAAUUUUUCUUUAUGUAAAUAAGAAAGCGAGAUUUCUUGCGCUGUAUAUAGUCUUAACGAUUAACUUUAAGCAAUUGGUUCUUUACUUUGUUGCUAUUUGAAGUUUAUUUCUACAUCGUUUGUUUUUACUUAAGUGACGCUAGCAUGAUUUUUCGUCAUUGAAGAG